Aaosphaeria arxii CBS 175.79 is the source of this 1891-nucleotide messenger RNA. RefSeq names its product IDO-domain-containing protein. The coding region runs from base 172 to 1557 and encodes 461 amino acids. The transcript is spliced from 5 exons. Gene Ontology annotation, molecular function: heme binding; metal ion binding. The record is from RefSeq and is a predicted model, not a curated record. NCBI's taxonomy places the organism in Eukaryota, Fungi, Ascomycota, Dothideomycetes, Pleosporales.
AACGCGUUCCGGCCACUGAAUAUAAGCAGAACUCGAGUGGACUGCAAUGAUCUUCUCUUCCCUACACAACGACAGUUGAAUGAUCGAGCUCUCAUUGGCCACAGUCAAUUAUUUCGAUAACUCUUUUUGAACUACCACCUUUCUUUCAUCUUAUUGGCUUUUUUGGUCACGAUGUCUGCUUCCGGCUUCGACUUCCCCGUCAUGACGGACACUCGUCCUGAUGACCAUUCCCUCCCAGCCUUCAUGGUGUCGACCACAAGAGGCUUCCUGCCUCGCCAGGAGCCUGUCGUCAAGCUACCACCAGAGUUCGAUGCCCUCGAGUCUCUCCUAAACAGAAUGCCUGUCAAGACUCUGUCGGGAGAGCCAGGCUUGUUGGCCAAUUUUACGUUUGGCGAUACCGUCUUGAAGGAGUUGCCAGACCUCAGUGCUGAGGUAGAAAAGUAUCGUAAUGAUCUUGUUGUGAUGAACGCUCUCUAUCGUGACUACUCCUUCGUUGCUUCGGCAUACCUCCUCGAGCCAUGCCAUGAAAGAUUCUUGAAGGAUGAACCGUACGGGCUGGGCCGUCAGACUUUGCCUCGGUGUAUCUCCUUGCCCAUUGUCAAGGUUGCAGAGAUUGCUGGGUUCAAACCCUUUAUGGAGUAUGCAGGUUCAUAUGCCCUGUUCAACUAUCGCUUCGAGGAUCCUGAGAAGGGCCUUGACUAUGACAACCUUCGCCUGGUGCGUGCAUUUGAACACGGAUUGGAUCCAUCUUCUUCAGAGGCUGGAUUCGUUCUAGUGCACAUUGCCAUGGUUAAGGAGUCUGGUGCCUUGAUCAAGGGUGUUGUCGAGAUGCUAGAAGGAAGUACGGCGCGUGACCGGGAGCAAUUCAAUGAUGGAUUGCGCACGCUGGUGGACGGCCUAAGGAAGGUCAAUGCCGUCAUGAACACAAUGUGGAAUCGUAGCAAGCCGCAGAGCUACACUACAUUUCGUACGUUCAUCUUUGGCAUCACCUCACAGUCAAUGUUCCCAAAUGGUGUAAUCUACGAGGGCGUGAGUGAGGAGCCAAUGUCGUUCCGUGGGGAGUCUGGAGCGAACGACAGCAUGAUCCCAUUAUGCGACAAUCUCCUUCAGAUUAAGAUGCCCGAGACUCCGCUUACGGAUAUUCUCAAGGACUUCCGUCAAUACCGACCAGGAAACCAUCGUGAAUUCCUCGAGGCGGUUCGGGAUCAUGCUAUCGAGACAGGUGUAAAGGAUUAUGCCCUGCAAGACUCGGUCUCAGCCGCAUUGUAUCUCCAGGCAUUGGAUCAAGUUCGUGAUUUCCGAUGGCGACAUUGGUGUUUCACGCGGGAAUACAUCCUGAAGCGAACGGCACAUCCUACAGCUACUGGUGGAAGUCCUAUCGUGACAUGGCUUCCAAAUCAGCUUCAGGCUGUUAUGGCUCAAAUGGUUGACACAUCGGCGUAUUGCCAGUCAAUCAACGGAGUGAGUGAUAUCAUGGACAACGUAAACCUUCAACAAGAGACUUUGAGGAAGGAAAUCGCCAAAUACUGCAGUGAGCGUGGCGUUGCGGCUUCAUGAUGAAUGAGAGCAUGAUGAAUGGGAGACCGAAUUGGGGACCCGAAUAGUCAUCGUCCGAUAGAUCACGCCCGGCAGUAAUGAUUGUAAACACCUGCAUCUUCGUUGACAGCGCCCUUCAUUUGACCGCCCUUUCUUGUGAACUAUGAUUGUUCUAAUCCAAAUACGGAAUAUUACCAGUGGUGCCUGCGUUGCUGCGGUGGAACGGGUUAACCCAUCGUGUCAUGCUAGUAUCCGGGUGACCGGGAAUAUGUCUGUUUGUUCAUGAAAACGAUGACUGAAUCUCAAUGAUGGUCAAUGAUGUGUCAAGACACUGUGAUUAUGUCUUACCCCCAUG